AUGGCGAACAAACUUAUUUAUCUUAUACUUGUCUCAAGUAUUAUACUUUUGCAGACUACUAAUUAGCAAUUUCCAAAGAUUAACUUCGGUUUUAAGAAGAAGAAUUAGGAUAAGAAAGAUCUACCUAAAGCUUCAGAAAAUGAAAAUAACGAGUAGCAAAAAUAGAAAAUCCUUGAUAAAAUAAACUAAGAUCAUCUAAAUAUAGAGAACGAUUUAUCUCUUCACGAGGAUGCACCUUAGUCAAAGCAUUAAUAAAGCGGUUAGGGAAAUGUAGCUUUCUAAGAAAAUGAGGAGUAACAACAUGCGAGAACAGAUGAAGCAUAGGAUUUAAAUGCAGAAAAAGAAAUUAAGUUAGAAUUAGUGCACCAACAUUAAAUAAAUUAACCUGAACUUGAAAAAGAAGAAGAAUAUGAUGAUGAAUUUGAAGAUAAUUAAGGAAAAGAAGUUAAAAUUGAGGCAGAUGAUGAAAGAUAAGCUUAAUCGAAUGUUUAUGCAAGAAAACCUUAACAAAUUCAAUAUUAAUCACAGUAAUAAAAGCAUUAAACUGUCGAAAAAAUAUAAUUAGAAGGUUAAGCAGCAUCAGAAAAUCACUAGGAGCCAGUUAUAAAUCGCGAAACUCAUCAUAGAGUACUUGAUGAAAAUAUAUAAAUCAUGGAUGAGCAACCUUAGAUGAAUUAAGAAGUUUAAGAUCAAGAAAUUAAUAACAAAAAUAAUAACAAUCAUGACCAUAGUCAUCAUGAUCAUUAAGAUCAUUCCCAUGACCAUCAUGAUCAUAGUCAUUAGCAUGCUUAAGGCCAUCACCAUGACCCUUAUGUGGUACUUGACCAUUCUCAUUAGCCCCUUUCAGCCCAAUAAUAGGAACAAUAGUAAAAGCAUAAUCAUAGACAUGAUGUCAACGAAUAAAUUCUUAAAAUAACACCCAAAACUUUAUAUAAUACUCAAACAGUUUCUCCCUCGAAUCCCUUCUCAAUUAUGGAAUUUAUCUCAGGAAUAACCACUCUAUUUGACUAUCAAUAUAGAAUUGAAAAGUUCCAUAAACUGAGCCAUAAAUACACUAAAUUCAUCAGAGAGGAAUAUGAUAUCUAAGAGCCAUUUGAUAAAGUCAUCUUCUCCUUCGUUUUCACAAUUAUUAUCUACUCGAUAGUUUGCUUAAGCAAGUAAUUGCUGAAGAAUAGUCUUUAAAAGCGUUAGAGAUAUUCUUUCAACCAACCAGAUUUCUCUGAGAUAGCAGUACUUAACUAAACAGUUAAAAAGAUAGGCAUUGAUGUAUUAGAUAUUUACAAGCAAUUAGGUCAGAAGCCCAUCGAAAGUAACUCAUCAAGCAGUUUAAUGUAAAAUGCUAAUGAUUUAAUAAUUAAAAAAUUCGAUGAAAUUAAUAAACAAAUUAUCAGUAUGGACUAAAUAAAAAAGGUCUUAGAUGAAUAAAUUCAAUAAUCAAGAGCUAUAGAUUAAAGUCAAUAGCAGAAGUAAGAUUUAAUCACCUAACUUAGCUUGUAACUUUAAAACCUAGAGUUAAAGCUUAAUAUUCCAAUAUAACCAAAAUAAGUAGAUGUCAUUAAGAAGAAUGAAAAUCCAAUCAAGUAAUAAAUUCAACAGUAACCUCAUAUUAAAACUGAAAACAUUGAACAAUAGAAAUCUUCUUCUCAAUAAGUGCAACCAUUUAUGAUGACAAAAUAGCCAUAGGUGAAAUUAAAUCAAGCAAAUUAAUCCCAAAAUGUUAAAUAAGUUGAAGAUAAUAAGGCAAAAGAAAGUAUGGGAGAAGCUUAAAAUUAGAAAGCAAAACAAUAAGAUUAGGAUUCAAAUGAAUAAGAAACAAGAAUAAAAUAGCAAUAAAAGCCUAAAGAAGAAUAAUCAAAUCCAAAAUAAGAGCAGUCUAAUUAAAAUUCACAAGCUAUUCCCACUAUCGGUGGAUAAAUUUAAACUUCUAUUCCAAUUUAGUAGAACUAGCCAAGGAUGAAUUCACCAUUCUAGCCACAGAGAUUUGGAGCACCAUAAAUGAGACCCGGAGUUCCAGGUGGUCAUACCAUGAGACCAGGUGGGCCUUAAGGAAUGAUAAGGCCAUAAGGUCAAGUCCCAGGAGGAAUGAGACCAUUCCCAAUGAGAUAACCUUUACCAUAACAGUAGGUUUAAUCUACAAUUUAAUAGCAACUACCAGCAUAAUAAUUGCAAAGCUAAGAAAAGAUUACUGAAUAAAAAUAAGAUUUAACUGUGAAUGCUAAGAAGCAAGAAAUUGAAAAGAAGCAUCUACAAAGAAACAAAGAACUGACUUGGAACAGAAAUUCGGUACUCGUUUUUCUGCUCUACAUGAUUUGGAAUACCUUGAUCUUGUUCGUUGUACUGCCAUUGAUCCUAUGCAUGGCCUUUUCCUAGGAACAGCAAAGAAAAUGA
Messenger RNA from Stylonychia lemnae, 2388 nucleotides. Lineage: Eukaryota; Ciliophora; Spirotrichea; Sporadotrichida; Oxytrichidae. The record is from the annotation of a GenBank genome assembly.